AUGUGAAAUGUGUUUACUUCGAGUAGAGACACAAAGAAACCCCCAAGGCUUCCAUUGAUAGCUUUGGAUAGCUAGGAAAUAUGUCGCAGAGAGACUCACAGGUCAUGACAUGCAAAGCGGCGGUGUGUUGGGGAAUUGGGGAAGCAGUGAAGGUGGAAGAGAUACAAGUAGAUCCACCAAAAUCAACUGAAGUUCGUAUCAAAAUCCUCUAUGCUAGUUUGUGUCAUACGGACAUCUUAUGCAGCAAAGGGUUCCCAAUUCCUGUUUUCCCUCGAGUUCUAGGUCAUGAAGGUGUUGGUAAAUUAUGCAAUUGCAGUGUGGUAGAGAGUGUGGGUGAGGAAGUAAGAGGUCUAAAAGGAGGAGAUCUUGUAAUUCCAACCUUCAUUGGUGAGUGCCAAGAGUGUGAGAAUUGCUUGUCAGGAAAGACCAACUUGUGCCUCAAACACCCUGUGCCCUUCAGUGGCCUGAUGCCUGAUAACACUUCAAGAAUGUCUAUCAAGGGCCAGAGGCUGUACCAUGCUUUUAGUUGCUCGACAUGGUCUGAGUACACGGUUGUUGACGCUGAUUACGUUUUGAAGCUCGAGCCAGGUAUUACUCUUCCACAUGCUAGCUUCAUCUCAUGUGGAUUUUCUACUGGAUUUGGGGGUGCAUGGAAGGAAGCUGAGGUUGAAAAAGGAUCUACUGUGGCUGUUUUUGGUCUUGGUGCUGUUGGAUUAGGGGUCCUAGAGGGGGCUAGAAUGCAAGGGGCAGCCAAGAUAAUUGGCAUUGACAAAAAUGAGAGGAAAAGAAUAAAGGGACAAGCUUUUGGAAUGACUGACUUUAUAAACCCUAACGAAUAUGAUAAAUCUAUUUCUGAGCUGGUCAAAGAGUUAACUAGUGGAAUGGGCGUGGAUUAUUGCUUUGAGUGCACCGGAGUCGCACCCUUGGUCAAUGAAGCUCUCCUCGCAACAAAAAUGGGAAAGGGACAAACAAUAAUAAUCGGCGAAGGAAAUCAUGCAACGGUGGAGAUCAAUUUCAUUCGCCUCGUGUUUGGCGGAAAUUUGAAGGGGUCCAUUUUUGGAGGGAUCAAAGUCAAAACUGACCUUCCUAUUAUAAUCGAAAAAUGCAAAAAUAAGGAAAUCCAUCUUGAUGAACUUAUGACCCAUGAAGUUUCAUUGGAAGAUAUACAUAAAGCAUUUGAGCUUUUGGAUCAACCUGAUUGUGUGAAGGUUCUUAUCAAGCUUUGAGAUCUUGGUAAUAACAAGAGUGUUUGAAAAUCCGCCCCUCGUCAAGUGAAAACGCUACUUGGCUUGUUGUCGUAUGCUAUAUAUAAAAGCAGAAGCCUUCAAGUGAAUAGCUUAGAAUUGUAAUAAGCAGCCGUCUAAAAUGCUGACAAGUGUCAUUUAAGUUAAACACUGUAAAUAUGCUCAAGUGAAUCGUGCGUUUAUGGUAAUAUCCGACGAUGUAUUAAUGGCAGGAAGCAUAUAUAUAAGCACUAAUCUAUAUCAA
Messenger RNA from Corylus avellana, 1488 nucleotides. Its product is annotated as alcohol dehydrogenase 1. NCBI's taxonomy places the organism in Eukaryota, Viridiplantae, Streptophyta, Magnoliopsida, Fagales, Betulaceae. Gene Ontology annotation, cellular component: cytosol. Gene Ontology annotation, molecular function: zinc ion binding; alcohol dehydrogenase (NAD+) activity; S-(hydroxymethyl)glutathione dehydrogenase [NAD(P)+] activity. Gene Ontology annotation, biological process: formaldehyde catabolic process. The record is from RefSeq and is a predicted model, not a curated record.